This is a messenger RNA of Bactrocera tryoni, 989 nucleotides long. RefSeq lists its product as uncharacterized. The transcript has 3 exons. NCBI's taxonomy places the organism in Eukaryota, Metazoa, Arthropoda, Insecta, Diptera, Tephritidae. The record is from RefSeq and is a predicted model, not a curated record. Bases 322 to 852 code for a protein of 176 amino acids.
AGGUUCACUGCGGAGAAACUGGGCACACUGCUGAUCCAAGAGCCUUGGGUCUUUAAAGGAGAAAUAAAGGGCCUCAAGUCGGAGGCAAACAAGAGUUUCUGACGCAGGAUUUGGUGGCGGUGCAGGCUAGGGAUACUGACGGCAAAGACUUCGUCCUGGCCUCAGCAUACUUUCCAGGAGAGGCAGCAACGACACCCCCGGAGGCGGUGGAAAGGCUGGUAGAGCACUGCAGACUGCACAAGCUCCCCCUUAUCAUCGGUUGCGACGCGAACGCUCACCAUACGGAAUGGGGCAGCACCGACUGCAACGUGAGAGAUCAAUAUGGACGCCGAGAUGCCAAUUGUGCCUACGCCCACUGUGCGUUCCGCCGUCACGGUUCCGCGCCCCAGAGCUACCCCAGUAGCAGCGCCGCGAACAACCAUCGCUGCCGCACCUCCACGAAAAACUCAAUCGGCUCCGCGCAGUAACCCGCAAGCAAUAGCUCCGGAGCAGCCACAGCGUCAAUGCACGCUGUGCCGCCGACGACAUCGGUUGCCACACUGUAGAAUCUUCAAGGGGAUGACACCCUUGCAACGCCAGCAGAUCGCACAGGCACACGGCCAUUGCCUGAAUUACCUGGCGCCUACCCAUCUCCACCCGAAUGCGCGACCGGGCACCAGUGCCAGGUAUGCAUGCGGCACCAUCACACGAUGCUUCACCGCACCGCCGAACCCGACGUCGGGCGUCAUCAUGCCCCUCGCAGUCGUACUGCCAGCCGUCGGCCCCCGCGACCGCAACCGCGAAGGCCGGCAUUACCAUUGGGGGACUCACACUUCGAUCUUCACAAGCCGCGCAUCAACAUUCACGCAUUAAAAUUCGCAAUCAAUAAUUCGUCCUAGACAAUUGAACAUUAACUUCGUCUACGCAAUUGGCUUCUCAACUUUCGAUUAUAUAAAUCCUGCGCCGCGUCAACACUACCUUUUUUUCUCCGAUCCACCCGCACCGACUUA